AUGGUGCCACCCACUACUGAAACGGACUUCACGUAUGGCGACAACCACGUCUUCAGCGAUGAGGAACUUUUGUCGGAAGAGGGAGCGAAGCAAGGAACGAGGACCAGCGUUGCUCUGAAGAUGAGUCUUCUUAGAUUUGUACUUCUUGGUCUGAUCGGGUACAACCGCCUUGCAGCACGAGUAUCGCUUGCCUGA
Phytophthora nicotianae INRA-310 is the source of this 195-nucleotide messenger RNA. RefSeq lists its product as hypothetical. Lineage: Eukaryota; Oomycota; Peronosporomycetes; Peronosporales; Peronosporaceae. The transcript has 2 exons. The coding region runs from base 1 to 195 and encodes 64 amino acids. The record is from RefSeq and is a predicted model, not a curated record.